Nomia melanderi (Alkali bee) is the source of this 789-nucleotide messenger RNA. RefSeq names its product DUF1676 domain-containing protein Osi6 (gene Osi6). The record is from RefSeq and is a predicted model, not a curated record. NCBI's taxonomy places the organism in Eukaryota, Metazoa, Arthropoda, Insecta, Hymenoptera, Halictidae. Gene Ontology annotation, cellular component: membrane.
AUGAAGCUCUCCGCGUUUGUGACCGUCGUCGCCGCCGCGGUGCUCGCCGUCCAGGGGCAGACCAUCGAGAGCUGCCUGGAGAAGGACAGCAUCUCCUGCGUGCAGAAGAACCUCUACAGAAGGGCGAAGGAGUUCUUCGACUCGGACAGCAUGGAGAUCUUCAGUGGUGUUACCUUGGUGAAGAGCGGCGACAGUCAGGGGAGAAGCUCGCGGACCGGCAAGCAGCUGGUCUACGAUCAGGAGAUCGACGCCGCUAACAGUGUCUCCGAAAGGCAGGACGCGCUUGUGAAUUAUGUCAGCGAGGAGGCCGGCGAGUUCCUCAGUGGACGCAGUCUCAGGAUCAACUUCACGCCUAUCAUCGAGAAGAUCGGCACGUCCGCACGCGCGAUCAGCGAGUCCGCGCCGGAAGAGGUCCGGGAGGCUGUUGACUUAGUUGUCGAAGGUCGAGGCAAGAAGAAGCAGCUGAAACAGCUGCUGCCCCUGUUGAUCGCGGCGAAAGCGAAAAUCGGAGCCCUGGCCACCCUGGCUUACUUCGUGACCGGUUUCAUCGCGAAGAAGGCCAUCUUCGUCUCGUUGGUCUCGCUCGCGAUCUCGGCCUUUAUCGGGCUGAAGUCGCUGUGGGCCAAAGGUGGCCACGACGUCACCCCUUACCACGGCUGGAGCAGCGGCCCGUCGUCGUCCGUCGGCUGGUCCGGCCCAGUUUCGUCGGGAGGAUGGUCCUCGGGUGGUUCAUGGGACGACGGGCACGGCUACGCGCAGAGCCAGGCCUACUCCGGCUACCACCAUUAA